Messenger RNA from Symbiodinium sp. CCMP2456, 1644 nucleotides. The record is from the annotation of a GenBank genome assembly. NCBI's taxonomy places the organism in Eukaryota, Dinophyceae, Suessiales, Symbiodiniaceae.
AUGGAUUGCUGCUCAGAUGGAUUAGUGGAAGGUGUCCGUGCUCUGACACAGAGGUUUCUGGGCACAUCUAGAAGCAUCUCAGAGACGGAGGGAGGAAGGUCGAACCUUGUGGACAAUGACUCCAAGUGGAUCGACACCAAAGAGGUGAUAGAGAAAAAGGGCAAGAUCCCCGUCACAGGGCGAUACUGCACGAACAGGCGGCUGAGAGACGACUACAAGGUUGCCUCCAAGGUGCUGGGUUCUGGUAUGAGCGGUCCAGUUCAGCUGGCCACCAGCAAAGAUGGCGAGAAGUGUGCUGUGAAGAGCUUCAAGAAGCACGGCCUCUCCGACACCCGGCGGACCGACCUCAAGAACGAGGUAGAGAUAUACCUGGCUUUGGACCACCCACAUAUAGCCAGACUGAUGAUGGUCUACGAGGAUGACCAGGAGAUUCACUUGGUCAUGGAGUAUAUGGCUGGUGGCGAGCUCUACGACCGCCUCUUCGAUGCCAAAGUGUACAACGAGGAGAUCGCUGCCAACACCUGCCAUCAGAUGUUGAAAGCGGUCUCCUACAUGCAUGCGCAUCAGAUCGCGCACCGGGACCUGAAGCUUGAAAAUUUCCUCUACGAGCGGAAGGACAACAACCAUCUCAAAUUGAUCGACUUUGGAUUUGCGAAGUUCUGGGAUCGAAGUACGAAAAUGUCGCAGGCCUGUGGAUCCACCCACUACGUGGCGCCGGAGGUGUUGGCCAAGUCCUACACCCUGAAAGCAGACAUGUGGUCGCUUGGAGUCAUCAGCUUCAUGCUCCUUACAGGGAGUCCUCCCUUUCAAGGGAGUAACGACAAUGAAGUCCUGCGCAAGAUCAAGGCUGGCAAGAUCCACUGGUCCACACGCUUCAAGCGCCUCUCAGACGGUGCCCAAGAUUUCGUCAAGGCGCUGUUGCUGAUGAACCCCGAGGAGCGCUUGGAUGCCGCAGGUGCACUCAGCCAUCCCUGGAUCACCGGGAAGGGUGGUUUGCGUGGCAGCAACACCGUUCUCGACGAUGGGAUCAAGCUGAGUCUGCGAAAAUUUGCAAGGGCAUCAACAUUCCGGCGUGCUGUGCUGUCUAUGAUGGCUUGGUCUUUGUCUGCGGAGGAUCGUGCACAACUGCGCAAUGAGUUCUUGUCCUUCGACACGGAGAACACCGGAACCAUCACCCACUUGCAGAUGAAAGAAAUCCUGGAAACGAACUAUCACAUCGACAGCAUGGAGGCGGAGGCAGUCUUCAGCAUGAUGGACACCGACCACGACGAUGUCAUCGCCUACAGCGAGUUCCUUGCCGCGGCCCUGCAGGGACGGCUCAAGGUUCACGAGGAUAUCUUGCGACGGACGUUCCGAAAGUUUGACAUUGAGAAUUGCGGGCGCAUCACUGCAGAGGACCUGAGAAACAUUCUGGGCGAGCAGUUCGAGGGGACCGAUGCGGAGGACUUGAUCCGUGAGGCCGACACAAACGGCGACGGCAUGAUUGAGUAUGACGAGUUCCUGCAAUACUUCCACAAUCACGAGCCGCAUGUGGAGGGCGCAGAGGUCCAGGAAGAUGCUGGAGUUGGACCAUGGACACGGAAGACUCGAUCGCUUUGCCGUCAGCCGCCUCAGCAAACCAAACGCAGACGUGCAGCGGUCUGA